UGGUUUCAUUGUGGGUUGUUUCACAUCUCACUGUCCAGAAUUACUGGUUUUCUUCUGAUUGAAUUGUCCACCAUUAAUAUUUUCCAUUUUUUUUGUUGCCCCACACCAUCAUUUAUUACAUCUUUUAUUUUGGCUAAUAAGUUAUUUCCCCUGAUCUAACUAAAUGUUUUGCCUUUUUCUGAUAGGCCCAGAUUUUUCCCAGAAAUCCAAUUCCUUUUGUGGAGCAAAUCACCAUUGGAUUCCUUUCCUCCUCCUCCUCUUCCUCCCCAAUUUUGAUUAUUUAGGGAGGUGGUUUUGUUUGAUUCUCUUCGGUUACCUCUGCUCUGACAUAUCUGCUCCCUGCACUUGCAUCCAUGGGAACUGUUAUUAUAGGUCUUGCAGUAUACAAUUCCUGUCUGCCACUUAACCAGUAGAUAGUAAUAAUUCAGAUCCAAAUUCCAAGAUCUGUUGUAGAAAAUCAGGACUUCUUUGGCAUCUAUGUCGAACACUUUCCUGAAAGGACAAAACGAGGAUAGUAGAAAUUAAAAGGAAAGAUUUCAUUCAAUUGCUGUGCAUUCACUUAUGAUUUUGGGGAUUGAGUCUGGUGUAGAUUUCCCAUAAUUUGGUAGAUUUCCUAUUCUGCGUCCCCUUUCAAGCUAUCUAUCUCCCUGUAGAUGAAACCCUUCUGGGCAGAUUUGAACCAGGCUAGAUGACCACAGAUGAGACGGGCAGUAGCUCCUUGUGGAGUAGGGAGCAGGAGAAAGCGUUCGAGAAUGCUCUGGCAAUUCAUCCUGAGGACUCCGAGGAUCGGUGGGAGAAGAUUGCAGCGGACGUACCAGGGAAAUCUCUAGCAGAGGUUAAACAUCAUUUUGAGCUUUUACUUGAAGAUAUUAGCGGGAUUGAAUCUGGCCGUAUUCCUCUGCCUACUUAUGCUUCUUCUUCAGAGGGUUCAACAGACCAGUCAGUCGAGGCUGGGGCUGGUAAAAAGGGAAACCAUCAUGGCCAAUAUCAGAAUGAAUCUAAUCAUGGAGGGAAGUCAUCAAGGUCUGAUCAAGAACGACGCAAGGGAAUAGCUUGGACAGAGGAAGAACACAGGUUAUUUCUUCUUGGAUUGGAUAAAUAUGGAAAAGGUGAUUGGCGGAGUAUAUCUCGAAACUUUGUGGUGUCAAGAACACCUACACAGGUGGCCAGUCAUGCACAAAAAUAUUUUAUUCGCCUGAACUCAAUGAACAAAGACAGGAGAAGAUCAAGUAUCCAUGAUAUUACUAGUGUGGGGAAUGUAGACAUAUCAACACCUCAAGGUCCAAUCACUGGUCAAACAAAUGGAUCUAGUGCAGGAGCUUCUGGUAAAUCCUCCAAAAUCCCACCUCAGGCCCCAGCUGGUGCCCCUGGAGUUGGUGUAUAUGGAACUACCAUCGGCCAACCUGUUGGAGGACCCCUCGUUUCAGCAGUUGGCACUCCUGUAAAUCUUCCUGGCCCUCCACACAUGGCAUAUGGUGUGCGACCUCCAGUUCCUGGACCUAUUGUUCCUGGUGCUCCAAUGAACCUGGCUCCCAUGACAUACCCAAUGCCACAUACAUCUGCGCAUAGGUGAUUGCAUUUUCAGUCCCCCAGUGUAUAACAGAAAGAGAAUAGACAGCUCGUGAUGGGUCCUCCGCGUAGGGAAGAACAGGGUAACCAAAAGUUUCAAGCCAAAGGUUAUCUAAUGCCAUUGUGAGUGUGUUCGUAGUCUAGGCUUAGGAAUGAGUUUUGCCAAUUCUUAUUGUGUUGAAAUGAGCCAUAGGGAAAAGGAAUUAUAUGUACAUUUAUAGGCAAAAAUGUGGAAGUAAGCAGCAGCCUUAGUGGGUAGAGAGCAGUUUCUUACUGUUUCUUUUGUUCAUUACCAUUAUAUUAGUGUUAGGUGCUAAGACAGAGCAAGGUGUAAAAUACUCGAUUCAUAUUUGACUCAUUCCAGUGGUGUAAGAGCACAUAUGUGCCUUGCUUUGCAAA
Messenger RNA from Telopea speciosissima, 1968 nucleotides. RefSeq names its product transcription factor SRM1-like. NCBI's taxonomy places the organism in Eukaryota, Viridiplantae, Streptophyta, Magnoliopsida, Proteales, Proteaceae. The record is from RefSeq and is a predicted model, not a curated record. Gene Ontology annotation, molecular function: DNA binding. The transcript is spliced from 2 exons. Bases 689 to 1573 code for a protein of 294 amino acids.